This is a messenger RNA of Trichomycterus rosablanca, 3181 nucleotides long. It is a transcript of the gene lrrc8aa, whose product is annotated as leucine rich repeat containing 8 VRAC subunit Aa. The record is from RefSeq and is a predicted model, not a curated record. The coding region runs from base 77 to 2482 and encodes 801 amino acids. NCBI's taxonomy places the organism in Eukaryota, Metazoa, Chordata, Actinopteri, Siluriformes, Trichomycteridae. Gene Ontology annotation, molecular function: protein binding. The transcript is spliced from 8 exons.
CUGAUCACAUAGACGAAAAAACAGCAGUAGAGGCUUUCUUAGUGCCUAGAAACGUCCAAGCCCAUGGUAAGCCAUCAUGAUUCCUAUAACAGAGUUGCGUUAUUUCGCCGAGACACAGCCAGCGUAUCGAAUCCUGAAGCCAUGGUGGGACGUCUUCACCGACUACAUCUCCAUCGUCAUGCUGAUGAUCGCUGUGUUCGGGGGCACGCUCCAGGUGACUCAGGACAAGAUGAUCUGCUUGCCAUGCAAGUGGGUGGUGGACGGCCGGUGCCAGCCUCUGAACUUCAGCUUAAACACCAGCGCGCCGCGUCCCGAGCCGCGCGGCAUCCAGUACGAGCUGGACCGCCAUCAGUACAACUACGUGGAUGCAGUGUGUUACGAGCAGAGGCUGCACUGGUUUGCCAAGUACUUCCCGUACCUGGUGCUUCUGCACACACUGGUCUUACUGGCAUGCAGUAACUUCUGGUUUAAGUUUCCACGCACCAGCUCCAAGCUCGAGCACUUCGUCUCCAUCCUGCUCAAGUGCUUCGACUCGCCGUGGACCACGCGCGCCCUGUCCGAGACCGUAGCCGAGGAAAACGACGCCAAACCGGCAGGCAAGAGCGACGACGCCUGCGAUUCCAACGACAGGAAGAAGGCGUCCAGCGUGAGCGAUCAGGACGUGGAGGCCAGCGUGCCCAUGCUGCAGAGAACCAAGUCACGCAUCGAGCAGGGCAUCGUGGAUCGAUCGGACACUGGCGUGCUGGACAAGAAGGAGGGCGAGCAGGCCAAGGCUCUGUUCGAAAAGGUGAAGAAAUUCCGCAUCCACGUGGAGGAGGGCGACAUUGUGUACCGCCUCUACAUCAGCCAGACCAUCAUCAAAGUCAUCAAGUUCGUUCUAAUCAUCAGCUACACCGCCUACUAUGUGCAGUUCAUCACCUUCAACGUGGCGUGCUCCGUGGACAUCCAGCGCCUCACGGGCUACUGGAUGUACUACUGCGCUCAUCCGCUGGCCACGCUCUUCAAAAUCCUGGCCUGGUUCUACAUCUCGCUGGUGGUCAUCUACGGCCUGAUCUGCAUGUACACCCUGUGCUGGAUGCUGGGCCGCUCGCUCAAGCACUACUCGUUCGAGUCGAUCCGCGAGGAGAGCAGCUACAGCGACAUACCCGACGUGAAGAACGACUUCGCCUUCAUGCUGCACAUGAUCGACCAGUACGACCCCCUGUACUCCAAACGCUUCGCGGUGUUCCUGUCCGAGGUGAGCGAGAACAAGCUGCGGCAGCUCAACCUCAACAACGAGUGGACUCUGGAGAAGCUGCGCCAGAGGAUCACCAAGAACUCUCAGGAAAAGCUGGAGCUGCACCUAUUCAUGCUGAGUGGCAUUCCGGAUACUGUGUUCGACUUGACUGAGCUUGAGGUGCUGAAAUUAGAGCUAAUCCCAGACGUCACCAUCCCACCCAUCAUCGCUCAGCUGUCCAACCUGAGGGAGCUGUGGCUGUACCACACGCCUGCCAGGAUCGAGGCGCCCGCCCUGGCCUUCCUGCGUGAGAACCUCAAAUCUCUGCACAUCAAGUUCACGGACAUCAAGGAGAUUCCGCUGUGGAUAUACAGCCUGAAGAACCUGACCGAGCUUCACCUGACCGGCAACCUGAGCGCGGAGAACAACCGCUUCAUCGUGAUCGAUGGCUUACGGGAACUCAAGAGGCUCAAGGUGCUGCGACUGAAGAGCAACCUCACCAAGCUGCCUCAGGUGGUGACGGACGUGGGCGUGCACCUGCAGAAGCUCUCCAUCAAUAACGAAGGCACCAAGCUGAUGGUGCUGAACAGCCUGAAGAAGAUGGUGAACCUGACCGAGCUGGAGCUGCUGCGCUGUGACCUGGAGCGCAUCCCACAUUCCAUCUUCAGCCUCCAUAAUCUGCAGGAGAUCGACCUGAAGGACAACAACCUGAAGACCAUCGAGGAGAUCAUCAGCUUCCAGCAUCUGCACCGCCUGGUGUGUCUGAAGCUCUGGUACAAUCAGAUCGCUUACAUCCCCAUCCAGAUCGGCACCCUCAUCAACCUGGAGCGUCUGUACCUGAACCGCAACAAGAUCGACAAGAUCCCCAGCCAGCUGUUCUUCUGCCGAAAGCUGCGCUACCUGGACCUGAGUCACAACAACCUGAGCAGUAUCCAUCCUGACAUCGGUCAGCUGCAGAACCUGCAGUACUUCGCCGUUACAGCAAACAGGAUCGAGACGUUACCUCCAGAGCUGUUCCAGUGCAAGAAGCUGCGAACCCUGAACCUGGGGAACAACUGCCUGACUGCGUUACCCUCGCGGUUCGGCGAGCUGACCGCCUUGACACAGCUGGAGCUGCGCGGCAAUCGACUGGAAGGCCUCCCGGUGGAGCUGAGCGAGUGCCGCAUGCUCAAGCGCUCGGGCCUCGUGGUGGAGGAAGAGCUCUUCAAAACACUUCCGACAGAGGUCAAGGAGCAGCUGUGGCGUGCCGACAAGGAACAAGCCUAAGACAGGAAUAAGGAGAAAGUAGGAGAGAAGGAGAGAUCAGGUAAAUGAGAAAGCUGAGAAAGCUGAGAAAACAGACAAACAUUUUUUUAGAAAUUUUUUUUAUUAUUAUUGUUUUUGUAUAUUGAGUGGAAAGUUGAUAUAAGGUUGAUCCUUAAGCCUAAUGCUGCCAAAUGCAGAAAAAAGUGAGACGAGUUCUCCUGUCCACACACACACACACACACACACACACACAUGCCAGUACAUGCAAAUUACAAGCUAAGCUGCAUGCAAACUCUACGCUAAAGUCUUUAAAGCCAGACGGAAAGCAAAGCUACACAAUCAGAGCUCUCUAGAAAAACACUCCGGCUCAUCUGAGCAGACUUAAACAGACUUUUCUUUUUGUUUUUUACGUUUGUUGAAUGCAAUCGAACCGUGGCCAAAACCAAAAGGAGCGAUGACGCAGCCUGAUGAGGUUAUAAACACUGUCACAGAGACGGCAGUUGCACACUAACAGCCUUAAUUCCUAAAAUGCCUGAGAACAUGAUUCAUUUUUAGUUUUAUCAUUCUGCCAAAAGAAAGGAUGAAUACAAACUGAUGUAUGAUUGUAUGAACCAAUUCUGUGCAUUAAUGUUUCUUUUAUUACUAAUAACAGUAUGGUUCAAAGGUUUUUUGUACCAUUUUUUAAAGUCCAGGAAUUACAAUAAAUUUCUCUGGAAAUGA